Messenger RNA from Henningerozyma blattae CBS 6284, 2823 nucleotides. It is a transcript of the gene SEC21, whose product is annotated as coatomer subunit gamma. Gene Ontology annotation, biological process: intra-Golgi vesicle-mediated transport; protein secretion; endoplasmic reticulum to Golgi vesicle-mediated transport. The record is from RefSeq and is a predicted model, not a curated record. Gene Ontology annotation, molecular function: structural molecule activity. Gene Ontology annotation, cellular component: COPI vesicle coat; endoplasmic reticulum-Golgi intermediate compartment; endoplasmic reticulum. The transcript has a single exon. The coding region runs from base 1 to 2823 and encodes 940 amino acids. NCBI's taxonomy places the organism in Eukaryota, Fungi, Ascomycota, Saccharomycetes, Saccharomycetales, Saccharomycetaceae.
AUGUCGACUCGUACGUACAAGAAAUUUGAAGCUUCAGAUUCAGGGGAUAUCCCAGAUAAAAUGACAAUCUACCAAGAUUGUAUGAAUCAAUUCAAUGAGUCUCCAGUAAAUAGCAAAAGAUGUAGAACCCUGUUGUCCCGACUAUUACGUCUGUUGGCCAAUGGAGAAACUUUUACCGAAAGUGAAGCCACUGCAUUGUUUUUCUCUGUCUCCAAAUUAUUCCAACAUCAAAAUGAUUCUCUAAGACAAUUGGUCUAUUUGGCCAUCAAAGAAUUGAGCAAGAUCUCCCAAGACGUGUUGAUGGCCACUUCCUCCAUUAUGAAAGAUGUCCAAAACGGCUCCGAUCUAAUCAAGCCAAACGCAAUCAGAUCAUUGACUGUGGUUUUGGAUGAAACUACCGCGUUCUCUGCAGAAAGAUUAUUGAAAAGUGCCAUGGUUAGUAAACAUCCAACUAUUUCUUCUGCUGCCAUUGCCACCUGUUACAAUUUAUUGCCAGUCUCCGAACAAACCAUUAAAAGAUUCUCCAACGAAGCUCAAGAAGCCAUUGUUGAUUUGAAAUAUUUCCCACAAGAUCCCUCAAAUACCGAAUUCUAUCCAAAUUCCACUUUCAUCACUCAAUACCAUGCCCUAGGGUUAAUCUAUGAAUUGAAAAAAAAUGACAAGAUGGCUCUAUUGAAACUUGUGAACCAAUUCGCUGGUAACAAUUCCAUAAAGAGUCAAAUCGCAAAAGUUCAAUUGGUGAAAAUCGUUAGUGAAUUGGUCAAUAAAGACCCUCAAUUGUUCACUCAAUUCCAACCUUUAUUCAAUAAUUGGUUAGGUAACAAAUUCGAGUCAAUUCAAUUAGAAACGGCCAAAUUGAUUACAAAUUUCCAUGCCACACAUCCUCGUCUAGUGGCUCCUCAAUUAUUUUCCAUUGCCAUUGCCACUUUACAAAACUUAUUAUCUGUACCAAGAGUCGCUACAAGAUUCUCUGCAUUAAGAAUUUUAAAUAGACUAUCUAUGGUCACUCCAGAUCACGUUGCAGUUUGUAAUCCAGAAUUAGAAUCCUUAAUCAAUGAUUCUAAUAGAAAUAUUUCCACUUAUGCAAUUACUAUUCUAUUGAAGACAGGUACCGCUAAAAACAUUUCUUCAUUAAUCUCCACAAUUACAAAAUUCAUUCAUGAAGUUUCAGACGAUUUCAAAAUCAUUAUUAUCGAUGCAGUAAGAACUUUAUCUUUGAAUUUCCCUCAAGAAUGGAAAUCAAUCUUAAAUUUCUUGAUUGAUGUUUUGAAAAAUGGUGAAGGUGGUUUCAAAUUUAAAAAUAAUAUCGUAGAGGCCAUUAUCGAUGUAGUAGCAUUUGUCCCUCAGUCUAAAGAAAUGGCUCUAGAAAACUUGUGUGACUUUAUUGAAGAUUGUGAAUUUAAUGAAAUCUUAGUUAGAGUCCUACAUUUAUUAGGUAAAGAAGGGCCUACAGCAAGUAAUCCUUCCUUGUAUGUUAGACACAUUUAUAAUAGAGUUGUCUUGGAAAAUUCCAUCAUUAGAUCUGCAUCUGUCAUUGCCCUAUCAAAGUUCGCAAUUUCUAAAAAUGAUACUUCUUUAAGAGAGUCCAUUGUAAGUUUAUUAAAGAGAAUCGCCAAUGAUAAAGACGAUGAAGUUAGAGAUAGAGCUACUAUUGCCUUGAAAUUCAUUGACACUUCUACUGCUAAUGAGCCAACAUCCUCCUUAGCUGAUGAAUUAAUUCAUCCAACCUCGGCUUAUGAUUUAGCUUCAUUAGAAUCUAAAUUAUCUUCAUACUUAUCAGAAAAUAAUGAUUCGUUUAAAACUCCAUUUGAUGUCACUAAUAUUCGUAAAUACUCAGAUGAUGAAUUAAAGGCAAUCAAUUUGAAAAGAAAACAAGAACAGUUACAAAAGGGUACUUUUGAAAACGGUAUGGAAUCUUCUCCUAAGAUGGCCAAGAAAUCAGAUAACAAAUACGGUAAGAGAAUCGAUUCAGAUACUUAUUCCAGUCCAAACAUUGAUGAACAACAACAAGAAUUAUUAGAUACUAAAUAUUCAGAUGAAUUAUUAUCCAUGGCAGAAUUCCAAAACUUUGGUAAGUUGGUUAAUAGCUCAAAGAUUGUAGCAUUGACUGAACCAGAAGCUGAAUUCGUCGUCCGUGGUAUCAAACAUAUUUUCAAAGAUCAUGUUGUCUUCCAAUUCAAUAUUACUAAUACUUUAACCGACGUUGCUCUUGAUAACGUCGUAGUUUCAUGUAACCCAGAAGAACCAGAAGAAUCUCAAUUACAAGAAUUAUUCAUCAUUCCAAUUGAAAGAUUAUUACCUUCUGCUGAAGCUUCUUGUUAUAUCGCAUACAGUAAGACUGAAGACGUAGUCACUGAAAGUUUCUUAAAUACAAUUACAUUCACAACUAAAGAACUAGAUCCACAAACAAACGAGCCUUUCGAAGCCGAUGAAGGUUUCCAAGAUGAAUAUGAAAUUGAUACUCUCUAUUUAUCCACAGGUGAUUAUAUCAAGAGUUCUUUCAUUGGUAAUUUCACGGCUACUUUUGAUGAAUUACCAAAUGAAGAAGUCGCUGUCUACAAUAUACAAGAAAGCAUUACUCUUCAAGAAGUUGUCGAUAAAUUGAUCACAUCCACAAGUUGUCUACCAUUAGAAAAUACCCAGUUUGUUCAUAGUGACACCAAUUCUCAUAUUUUGAAAUUAUUCGGUAAGAGUGCAUUAAAUGGUUCUAAAGUGGCUCUUGUGAUCAAAUUGAUUAAAAGUUCUAAAGGUAUUGCAUUGAAAGCUCAAGGUAAAGCUGAAAACGCUACUUUAUGUUCUGACUUGGUUAACAAUUUGAUUUAA